AUGUCACGACGCCUCUCUAUCCUCAUAGCGACGACCCUGGAGCUUUCACAGCAAUUUCAAACCACUCUAUCCCCCCCCUCUGCAAACCCCGCAGUCGCAGAAUCUCCGAACAAAGACAAUGCCCUGCCUCUCCUGUCUGCUUCCUCAACAGCUUUGAAAUCGCAAGUCACAAAACUUUCGCUUCUAGCUAUAACCUCUCCUUUCACCCAUUCCGCCAUUGCCACCGUCCUUUCGGAUCUGAAUACCUCCAUUCUUCCGUCCCUUGUCACUGCGGCGCUACUUAUUACUCCGAACGCCUACACGAAAGCCUUUCACUCCGAGAUCCGGGUUUUAGUGAAAUCGACACUGAAGGAACUCUCCGUGCUCGUUCAGGAGGUCAAGAAUAUCGUUGAACAGAAGGAUAAGGCGAAGGCGGAAGAUCCGAAGCGCGCAGAACGUCAACUAUCUCAGUCAGAGAAGGAUGUCAUAACGGUAGCUACUGGGCGCGUUUGGGAGCCUUGUGACGCUCUGAUCGAUGUGGCCGGGAAGGGCGUCAUAGGAUUUGUCAUACGCCGCGUUGAGGAGUGGAGGAAUCUAGUGAAGGAUGCUGUGGAGGAGAUUGAAGAGUGGGAUCCCGGGGAGGGAAAUGAUGAUUUCUUGGAUGACCUUCUAAGCGAUAGCGAAAACGGUGAAGAUUAUGGGGUGGAGAAUUCACGCCGUGGAGACCAAGACGAGGAGCAGAAAGCUGCCUUGCAGGAGCAAAAGAAAACCACAAUCCGCAUCUUGAAACCUAUCGCACAGGUCUUUCCCGCUAUCGUUAAGAACCGCCUUAGCACUUCCGAGAAUCCCACCGUACCGUCAUCCAGGGUCGAAAAACUGGAGUUGCUAAUGCUAAAUCUCCAGAGUAUCCCUAACUAUGUGGAUGAAGUGGCCGGGGCCCUAUACGAAGCAAACUUGGAAAAUUCGUCUAGAUACUUGAUGAAGGCAAGGGCCUGUGCUGCAAAAGCUAUAGAUUUGGUGGUUUUGCCUUGGGACGUGAAUCCCGAAGAUGUCGGUGAUCAGCCAACGCCGGAGGACAAAUUCACGGUCUGGUCGAAGACAUGGUGGAAGGUCGUAGAUGAAGUGAGCAGGUCAAUAGUGGAUGGAACAGAGAAAACGAACACUAGCAGAUGA
This is a messenger RNA of Monascus purpureus, 1152 nucleotides long. The record is from the annotation of a GenBank genome assembly. Lineage: Eukaryota; Fungi; Ascomycota; Eurotiomycetes; Eurotiales; Aspergillaceae.